ACGAACACGUGCGUCAAUCCCGCCACGUUCUUCGGCGGCGGCGCCCAAGAGCAGCCGGCGCCGACGCCGGCCGCUGGCAGCAGCGGCGGCGGCUUCCUGACCACCAGCACGUCGCCCCCUGCAGCGCCCGCGCCGACGCCGGCGGCCGCGGCGCCGGCGCCCCAGGGUUGCACAGGUUUGGCGCUUUUCACCGGCUGCAGCCAAGGCGCCGACGAUGAGACCCCAGCCGAAUGCGGGGAUCACGGUGUGCAGGAUUCGGCCGACGCGUCAGUCUGCAUCUGCCACGAGGGUUGGAAGACCAGGCGACGCACAUGGCCGCGCCCGAUGUUCCCGGAGGAGUUUCCCGGGGACAUCUGA
This is a messenger RNA of Prorocentrum cordatum, 357 nucleotides long. Lineage: Eukaryota; Dinophyceae; Prorocentrales; Prorocentraceae. The record is from the annotation of a GenBank genome assembly.